CGGAUAAUCAGCUGAUGCCCGCAUCACUCACGCCCGAGUUGGGGCCUUCCCUAGCAACGACCACCACUCCCUAGCAACAGCUUCAGCAGCUGCCCGGAAGCGGGUCUCGGAUGUGCGGUUCCUCCCCCAGCAGCAGCAGGUAGAGGCGAUCGCCCAACUCCUGACCAUCCCCGUCUGACGCCCUCACCCAGACGCUGCCCCGGCCCCAACAGACCCAGAGGGGGAGGAUGCGGCAGCACCCUGCCGGGGGAGCAGGCGGUUCCCCCGGACACUCGGGACAGGUACUCAAGCAGCUAAAUGGAGUCUGAGCAGUUGUUUCAGAGAAGUUACUACCGCAACAGUUAUAACAGUAUUACCAGCGCGAGCAGCGACGAGGAGCUCCUGGAUGGAGCUGGAGGCAUGAUGGACUUCCAUACUCUGGAAGAUGACCACUUGUUGGAUGGUGAUGCCUCCAUUGGAACACAUUACACUAUGACUAACGGUGGAGCCAUCAACAGCACAACCCACUUGCUGGACUUGUUGGAUGAGCCUAUUCCAGGAGUUGGUACUUAUGAUGAUUUCCAUACCAUUGAUUGGGUGCGAGAGAAAUGCAAAGACCGGGAGCGUCACAGACGGAUUAACAGCAAGAAGAAAGAGUCAGCAUGGGAGUUAUCAAAAAGUCUCUAUGAUGCUUGGUCGGGAUGGCUAGUUGUCACACUUACUGGUUUAGCUUCAGGAGCCCUAGCAGGCCUGAUAGACAUUGCUGCAGACUGGAUGGCAGAUUUGAAAGAAGGGAUUUGUAUGUCUGCAUUUUGGUUUAAUCAUGAACAGUGCUGCUGGAGAUCAAACGAGGCUACAUUUGAAGAACGGGAUAAGUGUCCGCAGUGGAAAACGUGGGCAGAUCUCAUAAUUGGCCAGGCAGAAGGUCCUGGAUCAUAUAUAAUGAACUACAUAAUGUACAUUUUCUGGGCGCUGAGCUUUGCGUUCUUAGCCGUUUGCCUAGUAAAAGUGUUUGCUCCCUAUGCAUGUGGCUCAGGAAUCCCGGAGAUUAAAACCAUUUUAAGUGGCUUUAUCAUUAGAGGUUAUUUGGGCAAGUGGACAUUACUGAUCAAAACUGUCACACUGGUACUUGCCGUGGCUUCAGGCCUAAGCUUGGGGAAGGAAGGACCCUUAGUACAUGUUGCUUGUUGCUGUGGAAAUAUAUUUUCCUACCUCUUUCCUAAGUACAGCACAAACGAAGCUAAGAAAAGGGAGGUUCUUUCGGCAGCUUCCGCAGCUGGUGUGUCUGUAGCAUUUGGAGCUCCUAUUGGUGGAGUCCUUUUUAGUUUGGAAGAGGUCAGUUACUACUUCCCGCUGAAGACAUUAUGGAGAUCUUUCUUUGCAGCUUUGGUUGCCGCCUUCAUUUUAAGGUCAAUCAACCCUUUUGGGAACAGUCGCCUUGUGCUUUUUUAUGUGGAAUAUCACACUCCUUGGUACCUCUUUGAACUCAUCCCCUUCAUUCUGUUGGGUGUGUUUGGGGGCCUAUGGGGAGCAUUUUUCAUCCGUGCAAACAUCGCCUGGUGCCGACGCCGAAAGACCACUAAGUUUGGGAAGUAUCCAGUGCUAGAGGUUAUUGUGGUGGCUGCCAUCACAGCAAUCAUUGCGUUUCCUAAUCCAUACACUCGCUUCAACACCAGCCAGCUGAUUAAGGAACUGUUCACAGACUGUGGGCCCCUCGAGUCGUCUUCCCUGUGUGACUACAAAAAUGACACGAGCGCUGGAAAGAUUGUGGAUGAUAUUCCGGACCGGCCUGCUGGAAAUGGGGUGUACUCAGCCAUGUGGCAGCUGUGCUUGGCGCUUGUGUUCAAGAUCGUAAUGACCGUAUUCACGUUCGGCAUUAAGGUUCCUUCUGGCUUGUUUAUCCCAAGCAUGGCCAUUGGCGCCAUAGCAGGAAGGAUUGUAGGCAUUGCCGUGGAACAGUUGGCUUAUUACCACCAUGACUGGUUUAUAUUCAAGGAGUGGUGUGAAGUUGGUGCUGACUGCAUCACGCCAGGACUAUAUGCCAUGGUUGGUGCUGCAGCAUGUUUAGGUGGCGUCACCAGAAUGACCGUGUCACUUGUAGUUAUUGUAUUUGAGCUCACGGGAGGCCUAGAAUACAUUGUACCAUUGAUGGCUGCUGUAAUGACCAGUAAGUGGGUAGGAGAUGCUUUUGGACGGGAAGGCAUCUAUGAAUCUCACAUACGUCUGAAUGGUUAUCCUUUCUUGGAUGCCAAAGAGGAAUUCACGCAUACAACUCUGGCUCGUGAUGUGAUGAGGCCUCGAAGGAGUGAUCCUCCACUUGCAGUUCUCACCCAAGAUAACAUGACUGUAGAUGACAUCGAAAGCUUGAUCAAUGAAACUAGCUUCAACGGUUUUCCUGUCAUAAUGUCUAAGGAGUCACAACGACUGGUUGGGUUUGCUUUAAGAAGAGAUUUAACACUAGCAAUAGAAAAUGCAAGGAAAAAACAGGAAGGUAUUGUUGGCAGUUCCCGGGUAUGCUUUGCCCAACACACGCCAUCACUUCCUGCAGAAAGCCCUCGCCCCUUAAAGCUCCGCAGCAUCCUGGACAUGAGCCCGUUUACCGUGACUGACCACACACCAAUGGAGAUAGUGGUGGAUAUAUUCCGCAAGCUGGGGCUAAGGCAGUGCCUUGUCACACACAACGGGACUGUCUUGGGGAUCAUCACAAAGAAGAACAUAUUAGAACAUCUCGAGCAUCUAAAGCAGCACGUGGAACCCUUGCCGCCUCCUUGGCAUUAUAACAAAAAAAGAUAUACUCCGUCAUAUGGCCCAAAUGGCAAAUCACGACCCAGAGUCAAUACUGUUCAACUAAACGCCAUCUUUGAAGAAGAGCAUGAGGAGACAGAGGAGGAGGUCUUCUUGCUAAAGGAAACAUUACCCUGAUUAUAGGGUAAUUUGGCAAACUGGAAACAAUGUGAUAAAGAUUCUCUAUUUGACAGCAUAUUUGCCUUCCUUCUUGUAGAUCUUCAAGAAAAUUGGAGCACCUGCACAGGCCAAUUGCUGUGAAAUUGUUGCCAUUAGAGGGCAGUAUAAUAGAAGUGAUGCAAAUGGUACGUCUGCAACAGGGAGUGUGAGAGUCCUUUAUUGUUAUCCUUGUUGAGGACAGGAAACACCCAGAAUUGAGCCAUCUCCAUGAAGACUUGCUAUCCUUUUUAUCAUUGGAGGAGACAAAGUCUUUAUGCUGUCAAAUUUAUUGUUUUUGUUGUGUUUUUUUUUUGUACAUUCCAUGACAAAUAUAAUUUCUCUCUAUCCCUCUCCUUGCGACACUACCCAAUUAUUCUACUCCACGAGGAGACACUUAAAGCAGCGAUGUCUCAUAUUGAGGUAUACUGCCAUUUUCAUCAGUAACAUCAAACACAAGAAUGUGCCAUACAGUGGUUAGCUGGGUCCACAAGUGCUGUCGCAUCAGCUUUUACAUGCAGGGGACAUGCUAAACCGCAUUGAAAAGUGGAUUUGUCUCCGAUAAUUUGUACUCUGUACCAUGGUGUAUAGUGGUUUAUGCAAUUUGAUUUUUGUAUGAUGGAACUCUUUAAUCUACUAAUGUUUUGCAGUGUUAGGACUGUUGUUAUAGAGCCGUACAUUAUCGCUGACCAUGCCAUGGGACAGAGCCACUUUAAUGAUCUGUAAUGACUCAUGAUAUAUUUCAUGUACUGGAACAUUUGAUGACUGCAUUAGCAUUGCACUGUAGUAUGCUGUAGGAAAGUCCAUGGAAUAUGUACACACAUCUAUUUUUCCUCUGUGUAAUUAUCCAGCAAGCACCAAGAACUAUUCAGUCUGUUCUACGUAAGUAACCUGAUGGUAGAAAUACAAUGACACACCAGUGGUAUAGUCCAUCUGUAUUUAUAUUCUGCUUAAUGUUCAGUCAUGCCUGAUUCAGGGAAAUGGAUUAACCUACUGGAGGAGAAACUUGAUUUAUAAUUGCACUAAUUGCAUAUCUCUAACGAGAGUGGUUAUUCAUAUAUAACUGGAGUAAAUUUAAAUCAAUUUGACACUGGACGUUAAUUGUAAUUGAUCUGUUGACUGUGAAUAUAAAUAAUUAAUUAUAGGUAAAAAUACAAAAAGUCUGCAUCCAACCCAAACCCACAUGUUCCCAAUACUAUACCCUCAUACUGUAGAAUUGUUUACUUUGAACCUAUAUCUUAUAGGCCUUGACAUAACCGGUAUUUUGAACAGAAAUCCUCUAUGUUCUCCUUAAAUGUUCAGUAGGCAUGAACCAUAUUUAAAGCACAGUAACGUCAACCUCAUCCUAGAAGCCUAACAUUAAUUGAAAAAGUAAAAUACCUCUAAGAAAGCAAUAACCUAUAGUGGUCAACAUUAUAAUGAAAAUAGUCAUAUCUACAUGAGAAAACACACUGGAGUUACCGCUCAGAGAUUAAGGAAUACAUCGUUGUAUUCGUUGUCCGUUUUUAUUAGUUUUCACAAUUAUUCCAUGCACUAAGGAGCUUAUUGAGCGCCAUGUAGUCACUUGAAAUGGAUUUACUGCAGGGCUACGUUGAGUUUAUAGUAGCUCAGUGUGUUCUCCUAAUAGACCACACCUUUGAAUAUUACAUGUUUAAGAACUCCUGUACAAGUGCAAUGGUUUUCAGCUGGUCUUCAAGGACUUCUAAUGUUCUAGGCUUUAAAGUUUUAAAGACAUGUGUUUUCUUAAUAAUGUGAUUCUCCUGAACUUGUUCCCAGGGAUUGAUAAAAGGGUAACAGCAGUAGCAUGUAUGCAAAGGUUGUUUUAAAUUAUUGGGGCAUUUUCCUAUAAGGUAUAUCUAAUCAACUGAGGAAAACUAGUAAAGUGGAGACAUUCUGUAUUGUGGAAAAUUCCUAAACAUAAACGUAUUAAAAACAAAAUAAAAAAGACAAAACCCUAUAUCUUUUAA
Messenger RNA from Pseudophryne corroboree (corroboree frog), 4886 nucleotides. RefSeq names its product chloride voltage-gated channel 3 (gene CLCN3). Gene Ontology annotation, cellular component: plasma membrane; synaptic vesicle; Golgi apparatus. Gene Ontology annotation, molecular function: voltage-gated chloride channel activity. The record is from RefSeq and is a predicted model, not a curated record. Gene Ontology annotation, biological process: chloride transport; transmembrane transport. Bases 298 to 2901 code for a protein of 867 amino acids. The transcript is spliced from 14 exons. NCBI's taxonomy places the organism in Eukaryota, Metazoa, Chordata, Amphibia, Anura, Myobatrachidae.